AUGGGGCCACACACGGCACGACUGUACUGCAAAUGUACCGCCCACUGUUCACCUCAAACACUUGUGCCUUCUUCCCCCCGCCCCACCAAUCCCACCCUGUAUUGUGGUGGUGGUGGUGGUGGUGGUGGUGGUGGUGGUGGUGGUGGUGGUGGUGGUGGUGGUGGUGGUGGUGGUGGUGGUGGUGGUGGUGGUGGUGGUGGUGGUGGUGGUGGUGGUGGUGGUGGUGGUGGUGGUGGUGGUGGUGGUGGUGGUGGUGGUGGUGGUGGUGGUGGUGGUGGUGGUGGUGGUGGUGGUGGUGGUGGUGGUGGUGGUGGUGGUGGUGGUGGUGGUGGUGGUGGUGGUGGUGGUGGUGGUGGUGGUGGUGGUGGUGGUGGUGGUGGUGGUGGUGGUGGUGGUGGUGGUGGUGGUUGUUAUUCCUUCCCAUUGCUCUGCCCCUCUCCCCAAACCGCUGUCCCUAAUGUCUCCCGUGGCAGCCCCCCAUGUCCCCCCUCCCUUAACCCCCCCCCACGCCUCUCCCCCCAUUCUUCCCCAUGCCUCUCCUGCCAUGCCUGCCAUGCUCGCCAUGCCUGA
This is a messenger RNA of Closterium sp. NIES-65, 570 nucleotides long. The record is from the annotation of a GenBank genome assembly. Lineage: Eukaryota; Viridiplantae; Streptophyta; Zygnematophyceae; Desmidiales; Closteriaceae.